Molecule: messenger RNA, 1726 nt
Organism: Orcinus orca (killer whale)
Lineage: Eukaryota; Metazoa; Chordata; Mammalia; Artiodactyla; Delphinidae
Gene: WDR5
Product: WD repeat domain 5
Exons: 15
Coding region: 436-1440 (334 amino acids)
Cellular component (GO): Set1C/COMPASS complex
Molecular function (GO): histone binding
Source: RefSeq, a predicted model, not a curated record
GCCCCGGGGGUGCGGGACCGGGACAGACGCUAGCUCCCUCCGCGCCGCCCGCCGCCGCACGUGUUCCGGCGGGCCCGGCCCGGCGCCGGUUCAGCCCCGCCGGGCCUCCCGGCGCAGAAGCCCCGCGCCCGCCGCCUCGCCUCCGGGUGCCCGCUCUGCGCCCCUCCUCCCCGCCGAGCGACCGGGCCCCGGCGGCCCCCUCCCCUGACCCGAACCAGCCCCAAACGGACCCGCACGGACCGCCGAGCCCCGGGGACCCCCGGCUUCUCCCGCCCCCAGCGGUCAGGUCCGCUGUCGACAUUGCCUCUGAGGUUGGCCCGGCCCCGUAGGAGGCGGAGAGGUUUGGAUUAGCAGACAGCCCUUGCCACUGUGCGUCCUCCACUCGGAGCUGUGAACUCUCUACCCGCGUCGCCCUGCCUGGUGGGCUGCAGAGCCAUGGCAACCGAGGAGAAGAAGCCCGAGGCUGAGGCCGCCCGAGCACAGCCCACCCCGUCGUCGUCGGCCACGCAGAGCAAGCCCACACCUGUCAAACCAAACUACGCUCUGAAGUUCACCCUGGCCGGCCACACGAAAGCUGUGUCCUCCGUGAAGUUCAGCCCGAAUGGGGAGUGGCUGGCGAGUUCGUCUGCAGAUAAACUCAUUAAGAUUUGGGGAGCAUACGAUGGGAAAUUUGAGAAAACCAUCUCUGGUCACAAGCUGGGAAUAUCUGACGUGGCGUGGUCCUCAGAUUCUAACCUCCUUGUUUCUGCCUCAGAUGACAAAACCCUGAAGAUAUGGGACGUGAGCUCGGGAAAGUGUCUGAAAACCUUGAAGGGACACAGCAAUUACGUCUUUUGCUGUAACUUCAACCCCCAGUCCAACCUCAUCGUCUCGGGCUCUUUUGACGAAAGCGUGAGGAUAUGGGACGUGAAGACGGGGAAGUGCCUCAAGACCCUGCCCGCGCACUCGGACCCCGUCUCAGCCGUUCAUUUUAAUCGUGAUGGAUCCUUGAUAGUUUCAAGUAGCUACGAUGGUCUCUGUCGGAUCUGGGACACCGCCUCGGGCCAGUGCCUGAAGACACUGAUUGACGAUGACAACCCUCCCGUGUCGUUUGUGAAGUUUUCUCCGAAUGGCAAGUACAUCCUGGCCGCGACCUUGGACAACACGCUGAAGCUCUGGGACUACAGCAAAGGCAAGUGCCUGAAGACGUACACGGGCCACAAGAAUGAGAAGUACUGCAUAUUUGCUAAUUUCUCCGUCACUGGAGGGAAGUGGAUUGUGUCGGGCUCGGAGGACAACCUGGUCUACAUCUGGAACCUGCAGACCAAGGAGAUUGUACAGAAGCUUCAGGGCCACACAGACGUUGUCAUCUCGACGGCCUGUCACCCGACCGAGAACAUCAUCGCUUCGGCCGCCCUGGAGAACGACAAGACGAUCAAGCUCUGGAAGAGUGACUGCUAGGCCCGCCGCGUGGGGGCUGUCGGGAAGCCCACCCGGACUGGCGGGGGCGCGGCUCCCGGAGGGGCUCCCGGGGUCCGGGCCUGGGGGCCGGAGGGGCUGGGCCUGAGCCGCCUCUGAAGACGACUUGCCUGGGGCGUGUCUCCCACUGGAGGGUUCUAGAAGUUGCUGGUGAAGUUUCUCGCCAAUUCCUCUCACCGUUGGGGAAGAGUUCCUAGUCUGUGUUGUGUUCAAAGAGAGUCAACAGAAAUUUUUAAUUUUUUAUUACAAAAAGGUGAAGUUCAAUUUA